AUGAGGAUCGCAACCCUCCAGUUUGCGCCUCGACUGGGCGACGUCGAGGGCAAUAUUAAACGAGCAGACAUGUUACUAAGGUUGACGCCGCCAGAAGAUGGCGAUGGACUUCACUUUGUUGACGGAAAACCUGGAAUCGAGGAGCUGCAUCCUGAUAUCCUUGUUCUGCCAGAAAUGGCCUUUUCAGGCUACAAUUUUCCUUCGUUAGAAGCUAUAACGCCUUAUCUGGAGUAUCAGGGCAAGGGCCCAUCUGCACUGUGGGCUCAAAGAACUGCACGACGUCUCAAAUGUAAAGUCUGCGUGGGGUAUCCCGAAAUUUAUCGAAACCCGGAGGUCUCUAGCGUCAAUGGAACUAAUGAAAAUGGGUUGGUCACAAGUCCGGCCAAAUUGUAUAAUUCCCUGGUAGUCGUGGAUGAAGCAGGACAGGUUAUACACAACUAUCGAAAACGGUUCUUGUAUUACACGGAUGACUCGUGGGCAAGUGAAGGUGAAGCAGAGUGGAGUUUUAAAUCCUUGGAGUUUCAUACAGGGAUGUCGGAUGUUGACACGACGGCGGCAGCAAUUCAGCCACAAACAACGAGAAAAUCGAUACAAAUCCCGACCACAUUCGGAAUCUGUAUGGACAUCAACCCGUACAAAUUCGAAGCACCAUGGGACGCCUACGAAUUCGCACAUCGAGUCCUAGACUCCCAGUCCCAUCUCGUCAUUCUCUCUGCCGCCUGGCUUACAACCGAUGCAGAUAGUCUUGCUCUCAAAACGGGAGAGUUACCUGACAUGGAUACAUUCAAUUACUGGCUCCGUAGAUUCUGGCCAUUAAUCGAACAGAAAAUCAACUACGGCGAUAGACAGCUCGAAGGCUUUGAUUCUUCGACAGAGACAAAAGUCAUUAUCGUCUUUGCUAAUAGAACUGGAAUGGAGGAUGGAGGCCCAGGGUGUGUUAUUCCGCAUGCGGUGUAUGCUGGGACGAGUACUAUUGUUGCGAUCACGCAGAAGAAAGACUCGUCGGCGCUGGAUGUCAAGAUUCAUUGCUGGGGCAUUAAAGGGGCGAGAGAGGAAGGGAUUUGUUUCGCGGAUACUGAGUCGGAGCCGGAGAUGGCAUUUGUCAUGAAAAAGAUUGGUGAUUCAACUGAUUGA
Molecule: messenger RNA, 1134 nt
Organism: Talaromyces marneffei
Lineage: Eukaryota; Fungi; Ascomycota; Eurotiomycetes; Eurotiales; Trichocomaceae
Exons: 2
Coding region: 1-1134 (377 amino acids)
Biological process (GO): protein catabolic process
Molecular function (GO): protein-N-terminal asparagine amidohydrolase activity; protein-N-terminal glutamine amidohydrolase activity
Source: RefSeq, a predicted model, not a curated record